Messenger RNA from Pteropus alecto (black flying fox), 792 nucleotides. It is a transcript of the gene CLEC3B, whose product is annotated as C-type lectin domain family 3 member B. Bases 79 to 792 code for a protein of 237 amino acids. The record is from RefSeq and is a predicted model, not a curated record. The transcript has 4 exons. Gene Ontology annotation, biological process: bone mineralization; ossification. NCBI's taxonomy places the organism in Eukaryota, Metazoa, Chordata, Mammalia, Chiroptera, Pteropodidae.
CCACCGCUUCUCCGACGCAGGCCCACGGCAGGGAGCAGCAGCAGCAGCAGCAGCCACAGCCCCGGCCGGUGCAGCAGCAUGGAGCUUUGGGGGACCUACCUGCUCCUCUGCCUCCUCUCCCUCCUGACCCAAGUCACUGCCGAGUCGCCAACCCCUAAGGUUAAGAAGGCUGCGAAUGUCAAGAAAGACGUCGUGAGCCCCAAGAUGUUUGAGGAGCUCAAGAGCCAGCUGGAGACCCUGGCCCAGGAGGUGGCCUUGCUGAAGGAGCAGCAGGCCCUGCAGACGGUCUGCCUGAAGGGCGCCAAGGUGCACAUGAAGUGUUUUCUGGCCUUCGCCCAGGCGAAGACCUUCCACGAGGCCAGCGAGGACUGCAUCUCGCGCGGGGGCACGCUGAGCACCCCGCAGACGAGCUCGGAGAACGACGCGCUGUACGAGUACCUGCGCCAGAGCCUGGAGAGCGAGGCCGAGAUCUGGCUGGGGCUCAACGACAUGGCGGCCGAGGGCGCCUGGGUGGACAUGACCGGCGGCCACAUCGCCUUCAAGAACUGGGAGACGGAGAUCACCGCGCAGCCGGACGGCGGCAAGGCCGAGAACUGCGCCGCCCUGGCCGGCGCGGCCAACGGCAAGUGGAAGGCCUGGGAGGACACCGCCCUAAAGCACUGGAGGGUUCGUGCCAUCGGGGGCACCAAAAUACAGCAGCCACUACAGAGUUCUAGAAACAUGCCUCGGAGUGACAAGUUCUGUGGUGGAAGGGGUCCCAGACCAGACGUGACGCUGAAGUCGGCCCAGUAG